This is a messenger RNA of Suillus bovinus, 687 nucleotides long. RefSeq lists its product as uncharacterized. Lineage: Eukaryota; Fungi; Basidiomycota; Agaricomycetes; Boletales; Suillaceae. The record is from RefSeq and is a predicted model, not a curated record. Bases 1 to 687 code for a protein of 228 amino acids. The transcript is spliced from 3 exons.
AUGUCAUACGAAUCCUUGAAUAUCUAUGGACUCGAACCUCACAAUGUCCCAUCCUCGCUCGAUAUGUCGGCUGAGCUCUCGGCGGUAUCUUCUCAAGUCGAGACAGUCCCACCUAAACUCUACAACGUUAAAGUUGUCCAGUUUUGGCGAGGCGAGAAAGAGCCCCUGCGGCCCUAUCCCCUCCACUGGGCAAUCUACGUCGAAACCAGUCCUGGCAUAGGGAACACCUAUCAGCUCGUAGGAAACCAAACGGACUACACCAUCGAUAUCAAACUCAACCAACCUCUCGAAAACUCGGAGGACUCGCGCGGAAGUUAUUCUGUUGGAAGUGUGAGCCAAGCAGAGCUUACCGAAUUGGAGACGAUCCUCCCAAGAGUUGACAUCAUACACAAUGUUCCCUGGUGGAACAGCCAAGAUUGGGUGGACGACGCUCUCAGGUAUCUCAAGUCCUGGGGGUUUUCUGACAUCAUCGGAGAAAUGGAGUUGGCGUGUCUACAAGAAAAUAUGUGUUGGAUCCUGGAGUGUCGUCCUGGGAUUGAGAACGCGGUUGAAUUUGUCGGUGACUCGGAAGAUCUGGCAUGCAUCCUAUCCAACCGACGUUAUGCAGAAGCACAUCGACGCUACUGGAAGGUGCACACGGAUUGGCGUGAAGUAGCUCAAGAGUUGGAGCGGUUGGCUUCGACUUGA